GCAGCCCCUUCUACCUGCUCCCUGACCCCAGUGGCAGCCCCUUCUCACUGCACUCUCUGCUCUGUCUCUCCCCAGAUCGAGGCUGCUCUCAUUCUUCUCUCCCAGUCUCUCAUUCCCACUCUGAUCCAGCCGGGGGACCCUCAGGGUCGAAGGUUUCGCCCUGUCUGCUCAGACCUCCACCUCCUGACAGCACCUCCCGACCCCCAGCCUCCAUGGACCGGCUCACAGCACAAGACUGAAGGCAGCCCAGGGACCUCUGCAGCCGGGAGCGAGGCACCUCCAUUGUUAAUGAACGUAUCCCCAGGGCUCGCCGUUGGCUGACACAUGAUGCUCGCGCCCCUCCGCUGUUCCUGUACACAGUGAAUUGCUCAUGUCUAUAAGGAGGAAGGAUGGCUCAUGGUAUUCCCUCACAAGGAAAAGUAACAGUGACUGUGGACGAAUACAGUUCCAAUCCCACCCAGGCCUUCACACAUUACAACAUUAACCAAAGCAGAUUCCAACCCCCUCACGUUCACAUGGUAGACCCAAUCCCUUAUGACACUCCGAAACCAGCUGGCCACACGCGUUUUGUCUGCGUCUCUGACACGCACUCCAGGACAGAUGGCAUCCAGAUGCCAUACGGAGACAUCCUCCUGCACACGGGUGACUUCACCGAGCUGGGCCUGCCUUCUGAGGUUAAGAAGUUUAAUGACUGGUUAGGAUCGUUACCGUAUGAAUAUAAAAUAGUGAUUGCAGGGAAUCAUGAACUUACUUUUGAUAAGGAAUUUAUGGCUGAUCUUGUUAAGCAGGAUUACUACCGCUUCCCCUCGGUCUCUAAAUUGAAACCUGAAGACUUUGACAAUGUGCAGUCACUCAUCACCAACAGUAUUUAUCUGCAAGAUUCAGAAGUAACUGUGAAAGGCUUCAGAAUAUAUGGCGCACCCUGGACACCAUGGUUUAACGGAUGGGGAUUUAAUCUUCCUAGAGGCCAGUCUUUACUUGACAAGUGGAAUCUUAUCCCAGAGGGCAUCGAUGUACUAAUGACUCACGGACCUCCUCUUGGUUUUCGGGACUGGGUACCAAAAGAGUUACAGAGGGUCGGCUGUGUAGAGCUGCUUAACACUGUGCAGAGGAGAGUCCGACCUAAGCUGCAUGUAUUUGGUGGAAUCCAUGAAGGUUACGGGAUUAUGACAGAUGGUUACACAACAUACGUCAAUGCCUCAACGUGUACAGUCAGCUUUCAACCAACCAACUCACCAAUUAUUUUUGACCUUCCCAAUCCCCAAGUAUCAUGAAGACUCUACGCACACCUGGGAUGAAUGGGUCUAUAAACUGACUUUUUUUGGUUUCAUAAUAAAACAACUAUCUUGCCCUUUGUAACCAUUUCCAGAUAAUGGAUUUUUUUUUUUUUUUUUUACCAUUUAUGCUGGUACAAAGAAAACCAACCUGAUAUAAAAAAAAAUAAAAAAUAAAAAUCAGUUUCUGGUUUAAAAAUAGCAACUUUUAAGUUUAAUUUAUCACCCAUUGCUGUGUCCUCAGAAUGCUAUUGUAAAUUGUAUAUAUCACAGGAGGUUCACCAAACUAUACAGUAUAUAACAUUAAUAUAACAAAAAUAAAUAAUAAAAAAAAGCUUUUUUUAUUUUUAUUUUGUACCACCGGAAUUUGCACAAUUUAUUUGUUUUUAGUGUUUGUAUUUUUUUUUUUUAACUGUUAUAGAAUUUGUGAGAUCUUUCUACCACCUAACGGUGCAUUUUCCAAUGAUUUUCCCCAUUUAUUCUUAGCUUAUGAAAACCUUUUUUUGUACACUUAUUUUUUAAUCCAUUUAUGUGUUGUUGUUGUUGUUGUUGUUGUUGUUGGUUUUUUUUAUUAUAUAUAUUUUUUUUUUGCACGUGUAAUUUUUAUUAAAUUAUUUUUAUCUUUAUUAUGUAUGGGGCUGAAGCAGCUGUAAAGAAACGUUCUGCCAUACAUUAAGACAUGUAAAUGCAGACUCCUUUUAAAUAUGGAUUUAUAUAUAUAUAUAAGUAUUUUUUGUGUGUGGGAUUUAUUAUUGGCGGUAUCUCCUGUACACAGCACACCUAAAUUAUGAAGGAUGGGAUACACUUGCAAGUGUCCUUUUCUGCAGAGGUAUCCGUGUGCAGUUUUAGGCAUGUGUUGAAUGAAACGAAUACAAUCAAGACAAGAAGCUCUUUGUUGCUCUUUUUUUAAGCACUGUUGAGUCCCUCUCUCCCCAAUUCCUCUACCCAAUUUUCUGUCCCCUUUCAUAUGUUGCACUGUGUGUAAAUGCAAUCUUGCUAGCACAAAAAUAUUGUUGCAAAUUUACUUGGACCUCUGUAAAUGCUUUGUCCUGUUAUUUUUUCUUUUCUUUUUUGUUAAUUUUUUCGUUUUCCUUUUUCAUUUUUGCUACCUUGUUAAUGGACUUUAGAAAACCAGUGGUUUCUUUUAAAUUUAUUGUGAUAUUAUAUAUCUAGCGCCUUUAUAUGCAAAUAAAAUUGCAAGAUUUUUAAA
Pseudophryne corroboree (corroboree frog) is the source of this 2484-nucleotide messenger RNA. RefSeq names its product metallophosphoesterase domain containing 2 (gene MPPED2). Lineage: Eukaryota; Metazoa; Chordata; Amphibia; Anura; Myobatrachidae. Gene Ontology annotation, molecular function: hydrolase activity. The coding region runs from base 390 to 1274 and encodes 294 amino acids. The transcript is spliced from 7 exons. The record is from RefSeq and is a predicted model, not a curated record.